This is a messenger RNA of Ictidomys tridecemlineatus (thirteen-lined ground squirrel), 3198 nucleotides long. The record is from RefSeq and is a predicted model, not a curated record. NCBI's taxonomy places the organism in Eukaryota, Metazoa, Chordata, Mammalia, Rodentia, Sciuridae.
GCCUCGCCCUGGCAGCCCCUCCUUCCAAUUCCUCUCUCCGCCUCCGGGCCCGCCCCUCCCUCCAGGAGGAGCCGUCUCUCCUCCGCGCGUCUCCCGACGCUCUCUCCAUUGUCUCUGCCUUUACAACAGAGGGAGACGAUGGACUGAGCAGAUCCACACCAUGGAGUCUCGGGUCUUACUGAGAACCUUCUGUUUGAUCUUCGGUCUCGGGGCAGUGUGGGGACUUGGGAUAGACCCCUCCCUGCAGAUCGACGUCUUAACAGAGUUAGAACUUGGAGAGUCCACUGCCGGAGUGCGCCAGGUCCCGGGGCUGCAUAAUGGGACGAAAGCCUUUCUCUUUCAAGAUACUCCCAGAAGUAUAAAAGCGUCCACCGCUACAGCUGAGCAAUUUUUUCAGAAGCUGAGAAAUAAGCAUGAAUUUACUGUUUUGGUGACCCUGAAACAGACCCACUUAAAUUCAGGAGUCAUUCUCUCAAUUCACCACUUGGAUCAUAGGUAUCUGGAACUAGAAAGCAGUGGCCAUCGGAAUGAAGUCAGACUGCAUUACCGCUCAGGCAGUCACCGUCCUCACACAGAAGUGUUUCCUUAUAUUUUGGCUGAUGACAAGUGGCACAAGCUCUCUUUAGCCAUCAGUGCCUCCCAUUUGAUUUUACACAUUGACUGCAAUAAAAUUUAUGAAAGAGUGGUGGAAAAGCCCUCUACAGACUUCCCUCUGGGCACAACAUUUUGGUUGGGACAGAGAAAUAAUGCACAUGGAUACUUCAAGGGUAUAAUGCAAGAUGUGCAAUUACUAGUCAUGCCCCAAGGAUUUAUUGCUCAGUGCCCAGAUCUUAAUCGCACUUGUCCAACUUGCAAUGACUUCCAUGGACUUGUGCAGAAAAUCAUGGAGCUGCAGGAUAUUUUAGCCAAAACAUCCGCCAAGCUGUCUCGAGCUGAACAGCGAAUGAAUAGACUGGAUCAGUGCUAUUGUGAGAGGACUUGCACCAUGAAGGAAACCACCUACCGAGAAUUCGAGUCCUGGACAGAUGGCUGUAAAAACUGCACAUGCCUGAAUGGAACCAUCCAGUGUGAAACUUUGAUCUGUCCAGUUCCUGACUGCCCACUUAAAUCAGCUCCUGCAUAUGUGGAUGGCAAAUGCUGUAAGGAAUGCAAAUCAAUAUGCCAAUUUCAAGGAAGAACCUACUUUGAAGGAGAACGAAAUACAGUCUAUUCCUCUUCUGGGGUGUGUGUUCUCUAUGAGUGUAAGGUAAGGAGAUCCACUAAUUUUUUUCUUACAGGUUAUGACUUUUGUUCUGAGAGGCAUAACUGCAUGGAGAAUUCUGUCUGCAGAAAUCUGAAUGACAGGGCCGUGUGCAGCUGUCGAGAUGGUUUUAGGGCUCUUCGGGAGGACAAUGCCUACUGUGAAGACAUUGAUGAGUGUGCUGAAGGGCGCCACUACUGUCGUGAGAAUACCAUGUGUGUCAACACCCCGGGUUCUUUCAUGUGCAUCUGCAAAACUGGAUAUAUCAGAAUUGAUGAUUAUUCUUGUACAGAACAUGAUGAGUGUGUCACAAAUCAGCACAACUGUGAUGAAAAUGCUUUGUGCUUCAACACUGUAGGAGGACACAACUGUGUUUGCAAGCCUGGAUAUACAGGGAAUGGCACCACAUGCAAAGCAUUUUGCAAAGAUGGCUGUAGAAAUGGAGGAGCCUGUAUUGCUGCUAAUGUGUGUGCCUGCCCACAAGGCUUCACUGGGUCCAGCUGUGAAACAGAUAUUGAUGAAUGCUCUGAUGGCUUUGUUCAGUGUGACAGUCGUGCUAACUGCAUUAACCUGCCUGGAUGGUACCACUGUGAGUGCAGAGAUGGCUAUCAUGACAAUGGAAUGUUUUCACCCAGUGGGGAAUCGUGUGAAGAUAUAGAUGAAUGUGGGACUGGAAGGCACAGCUGUGCCAAUGAUACCAUUUGCUUCAACUUGGAUGGUGGAUAUGAUUGUCGGUGUCCUCAUGGAAAGAAUUGCACUGGGGACUGCAUCCAUGAUGGAAAAGUCAAACACAAUGGUCAGAUUUGGGUGUUGGAAAAUGACCGUUGCUCUGUGUGUUCAUGUCAGAACGGGUUCGUUAUGUGUCGACGGAUGGUUUGUGAUUGUGAGAAUCCCACAGUUGAUCUUUUUUGCUGCCCUGAAUGUGAUCCAAGGCUUAGCAGUCAGUGCCUCCAUCAAAAUGGGGAAACCUUAUACAACAGUGGUGAUACCUGGGUCCAGAAUUGCCAACAGUGCCGCUGCCUGCAAGGGGAAGUUGACUGUUGGCCCCUGCCUUGCCCAGAUGUGGAGUGUGAAUUCAGUGUCCUUCCAGAGAAUGAAUGCUGCCCACGCUGUGUCACCGACCCUUGCCAGGCAGACACCAUCCGCAAUGACAUCACCAAAACUUGCCUGGAUGAGAUGAAUGUGGUUCGCUUCACUGGGUCCUCUUGGAUCAAACAUGGCACUGAGUGUACUCUCUGCCAGUGCAAGAAUGGCCACAUCUGUUGCUCAGUGGAUCCACAGUGCCUUCAGGAGCUGUGAAGUUGACUGUCUUAUGGGAGAUUUCUGCUUAAAGAAUGUUCUUUCAUUAAAAAGACCAAAAAAAUGUUUUAAAAAAUUGAAUGAUUUGUGGGCAGCUAAAUGCAGCUUUGUUAGUAGCUGAGUAAACUUUCAAUUAUGAUGUUUGUGAAGCUUGAGAAAAUCACAAAAGGAAAAUUCUUGAAAAAAAAAACUAGACCACAAUUCUGCCUCUUCUGUACCUGACAUCACCUUGUAGAAAAUGUGUGUGAAAUGCACACCAUAAUGUCCGUCCUGACCCCUGUACGGGAAGCCUGAGCCCAUUGGAUCUGUUAAAGUCUUGGGCUUCAUUGGUGCAGAAAAUUUUCUUCUAGAUCAGAAUCUUCAUGAAUCAGUUAGGUUCCUCACUGCAGAAAAUGAAAUGUAAAGCAGUGAAUGAAUUAUAUUUUCAGAAGCAAAGCAAAGAACCUAUAAUGUGUUAUGUACAGUACACACUCUGAAAAGAAAUCUGAAACAAGUUAUUGUAAUGAUAAAAAAUAAUGCACAGGCAUGGUUACUUAAUAUUUUCUAACAGGAAAAAUCAUCCCCAUUUCCUUGUUUUACUGCACUUAUAUUAUUUGGUUGAAUUUGUUCAGUAUAAGCUCGUUCUUGUGCAAAAUUAAAUAAAUAUUUCUCUUACCUUA